ACUAUUCAACAUCCACAUGGACAGCGCGCAUGAGCCGCGCGUCUCUAACCGCGCUUUUUUUUACGCGCCAAUUUAAUUGUCAAAAAAAUAAUUAACUAACUGUGAUGUAAAAAAAACAUUUGAUUUUUUUUUAUAAAAUAAUGUAGUAUAACAAGUAACGAUAAUAUAAUAAAAUUUGUUGUGAUGACGGCAAAUAAGAUAAAGAUGGGAACUAAGUGGUGUGUUUGUAAAAAUUUAACAACUUUAUCAGUUUAUGCGGGUUUGAUGUUAUUUAUUGGUGUGCCAUCAAUAUUAUGUAAUUUAGAUUUGCCGAAACCUCUAAGCUACGACUUCAUAUACAAUAGCACAAACUACGCGCAAAUUAGCCAUACUCUAAGGCCAUAUAGCACUCCAAUUAACCAUAGCUCUAAGCAUAAUUACAGUCACAUAUAUAAUGACACCAAAGGAAAUAAUUUAGAAGAUAUUAAUUUUAAUGACAAACUCGAUAGUAAGGACGAUAAUAUACUCGUUGGAUUUGCUCAUGAUCCAUUUAGGUAUUCAAUACCAGAGUCUGAUUAUCAUAAAGGUGUUAGAACAAUAGAUCCAAAACAGUAUUCAAAUAAGGGAGAUCGUGGGAAGCGUGGAGUUUUCCAUCUCUACAACAUGUUGACCUGUGCCACUGGAUGUGAUCCCAUCUCGUACAAGGGCUAUGGUUGCUAUUGCGGUUUCCUCGGUUCCGGAAAACCUACAGAUGGAAUUGACAACUGCUGCAGGCUACACGACAAGUGCUACGAGAACGUCUACUGUCCGGUCAACACGGUUUACUUCCAGCCUUACUACUGGAAGUGUUUCAACAGGCAGCCUCACUGUGCUCUAGAGAAUUACCAGUCACGUCGCCAGGUCGGGAAUAGUUGUUCUGCGAGAUUGUGCGAAUGUGACAGAAGAUUUGCGAUGUGUGUUCGGAGGUAUUCGUGUCCCCGUGGUCGAACGUUCUGUACAUCUGAUCCGUUGAGGCUGCUUCAAAAUAUAUUGAUGUUUAGAUAAUGACAUUAUUUUUCAUAUAAUGAUUGUGAUUCGGUGUUAUUUCCCAAUGGAAACUAUUAUUCACCGAUUAAAAAUUUGGAAUAAAAAUGGUUUUGAUAGAUUUUAAGAUUAUAAUAGCUUUAAACCCCUAAUUAACGUAAGUCAUAUACGAGACCUCAGAAAUGGGUAAAUGAUAAUUAGGAGACAGAAGUCAUAUACGAGUAAAUAAAAACAGUGUAAUUUGUGAUAACCAUGUUUUGUAAAUAUUUCUGGAGAUAUUCUUCAAAUAAAUGUUAAGAAUUUUUCUGUGUGAUUCGUUGUCAGUAUUGCACGGAAAACAAAUAAUUUGUAAUUUUGUAUUGUUUUAAUGAGCAUAUUAAUAGAUAGACGAAUGGUCCUGGGAAUCCAUGCGUAGGUGAAAUUUUGGAUUUUUUUUUAUCAAUGAAAUAUACUAUCGAAGAAAACCUUAAUACAUCAUAUUUUACUCAAAAUUUCACAAUCCCAGUUCUUUUGCAACCAUCGCUUGGAAUGUUGUGUAGUAUUGUUAUCGAUAUUUUUUUUGUAUCAAUGUUCAAAUGCAAUUGUAAGGCAGCGAUCCCCGUAAUUUAUUGUGUAAGCGAAAUAACAAGCCAGACUAAUUAAAAUAUAUUAAAUUACUUCAUUUUUUUUAAACAGAUAAUAAUAUUUUUUUUAUUAUAGAAUAGGAAGGCGGACGAGCAUAUGGGCCACCUGAUGGUAAGUGGUCACCAAACGCCCUUAGACAUUGGCAUUGUAAGAAAUGUCAACCAUCGCUUAUAUAGCCAAUGCGCCACCAACCUUGGGAACUAAGAUUUUAUGUCCCUUGUGCUUGUCAUUACACUGGCUCACUCACCCUUCAAACCGAAACACAACAAUAACAAGUACUGCUGUUUUGCGGUAGAAUAUCUGAUGAGUGGGUGGUACCUACCCAGACGAGCUUGCACAAAGCUCUACCACCAGUAUAAUUAUUUAUAAAAUAUAUGAUAUAUAUUGAGCAAAUAAGAUUUAGUGUAUUUUUAAUAAUAAAUUUAUUGACCUUGGAUAGGAUUUAAAAGCAAUCGUCUCGUCUCUCUGGUUAUAGCAAAUAUAUUAUAGUAAAGGGGUAUCUGAAUAUAAAUUCAAUUAGCACUAAAAUCACCUUCCUAAUUUCACCUAUACUUUAUAAAUAACUAAAAUUACACACAAUCAAGAUGUUACCGUUUAGUUUUUAAUGAUUUUAUUAAUUAAUAAUGUGACAUAAUUAAGUAAUUAAAUUUUAAUAAAUAGUAUUUGUUUACCUCUUCGUGUAAAUAUAUGUAAUGUAAAUAAUUAACGUAAGUAAUACAUUAGCUGUAAAUAG
Messenger RNA from Nymphalis io (European peacock), 2359 nucleotides. RefSeq lists its product as uncharacterized. The coding region runs from base 184 to 1023 and encodes 279 amino acids. Gene Ontology annotation, biological process: arachidonate secretion; phospholipid metabolic process; lipid catabolic process. The transcript has 4 exons. Lineage: Eukaryota; Metazoa; Arthropoda; Insecta; Lepidoptera; Nymphalidae. The record is from RefSeq and is a predicted model, not a curated record. Gene Ontology annotation, molecular function: A2-type glycerophospholipase activity; calcium ion binding.